AUGGGUUCUUCUUCUCUUUUACUUUUCAACAAUUCGCCCUUAACAAACAACAAAUUUCUUACUCCGCCAUUGACAGCUGAUAUGACGAAGGGUAUUGAACCCGAUCCUUCGCUUGAUAAAUUCGAAUGGCUAGUAAUGGCUGCGAUGAUCAAAUACGAUGAAGAAAAGUUGCAAGAAAGUAGGGUGGAGGAUCAGCAGCCACCGCCUGUUACCGGCCAACCCACCACGUCCGGUGACGACGAGUCCUCUGAAAAGCCUUCUGUGUCAGGUUCAGUUCUUCAAUGUUCCAACAAGGGAAAGAAGCCGAUGGUAUUAGACGAUACAGACUUGUAUUACAAUCAAGAUGCACCUGAUGAGUACUUCAAUCAGAUGUUAUCUCAGGUGCUUGAGCUUGAGCUUGAACCAUCGAUGGUUGAAAGGGCGAUGAAAGAGAAGGCAUGGGUGAGACCUAUUAUGAUGACAAACCCAAUCCUCAAGGGUAAGUCCGAGGCAGAGAAAGAGAACUCAUCGACAAGGCCUGGAAUGGCAUACCCAGAGGGUGUGUGCAGAGAAGAGAAUGUGAACAGGGAAAGAUUGCUAAAGAAAACUCAGGCGAACGAGUUCUUCGGUAGGCCUUUCUCUGGUGUGCUUGAUAUAUCGAAGGGUGAAAGGUUGACGAAAGAGAAGUCUUCGAAGAGGGCUGUUAUGGCAUACCCAGAUGGUAUUUCCAGGGAAGAGGUCCUAAGGAGAGAGAGAUUGCUCAAGAAACCAGUUGUAGAGAUCCCACGAAAGAUGUCUCCAAAGGAUUUGAAACGACACAAAUUUGAAUUUGAUGACAGUGAUGAAGAUUAUAAGGUCAAGAAGAAGAAUAAGAUCAGCAAGAGUGUGACGAAAAAAGUUACUGAUCAGGGUCCAAAUCCACCACCCCCAUUGCCUAUUGAAUUCAGAGAACGUAUUUGCGAGAUGGGUGGUUCGGAGAAGGACGCUGUGUUGGUGAUACAGAAGCCAUUGUUUUCGACAGACACAAGUUCUGGUCAUAACCGCUUUUCGAUUCCGUUGAGACAAGUAAGGUCUGAGUUUCUCGACGACUCUGAGAAAAACUACCUUAAAAAUCAUAACGGGAAGGCUGUGGCUGCCAUGGAAGUGACCUUGAUUGGUCCCUCGCUUGAAAAGUGGAAAGUAGGGUUCAGGAGGUGGGAGAUGAAGAAGGAAACAGGCAAAACUAGCUCAUGUUAUGUGAUAAACUCUACGUGGAGAAUGAUUCAGAAAAAGCAUGGUCUUAAACCAGGAAUGGUUAUGCAACUAUGGGCGUUUAGGGUUAAUGGAGAACUGUGUUUUGCUCUCGUCAAGCUUCCAAGAGGAGGAGGAGGGGGAGGAGGAGGAGGAGGUAGUGGCGGUAGCAAUGGCGAUGGAAGUGGUCCAAGUACUGAUCAUGGUGAAGACAAGACAUCACCACCUUCUUCAUCCGAACCAGGGCACUAUUAG
Molecule: messenger RNA, 1464 nt
Organism: Ilex paraguariensis (yerba mate)
Lineage: Eukaryota; Viridiplantae; Streptophyta; Magnoliopsida; Aquifoliales; Aquifoliaceae
Source: the annotation of a GenBank genome assembly